Messenger RNA from Daphnia carinata, 1146 nucleotides. RefSeq lists its product as uncharacterized. The transcript is spliced from 6 exons. The record is from RefSeq and is a predicted model, not a curated record. The coding region runs from base 201 to 971 and encodes 256 amino acids. NCBI's taxonomy places the organism in Eukaryota, Metazoa, Arthropoda, Branchiopoda, Diplostraca, Daphniidae.
CAUCCUUUUUCCCUCUCCUCUUUCCCAAGCUUCUCGUUCUUUAUAGGCUCCUUUCCCGAGAAGCGGCCGAUCGUAUUCACGGCAGAGUCACGGUUCUGCAGCGACUCAUAAACCACAAUCUUAUUUUACCAAGAGCCUUCUCGGCGCCGGAUAUCAGUGUGUCAAACGCUACCCGAGUGUGAACAUGGAUACAUGGGAAGAUGCAUCACUGCCUCUCAGAUUGUAGUAAACUCAAAACGAAAAUGACGAUCAAAUUCUGUUUGUUCGAUUUUCUUCUUUUGUUAUUUAUCAAUCACGGGAAUACUCAAGGAAAUAUCAGCUUGUCUCCUGCGAAUCCAUUGUACUGGUUAGACAGUUACAUCAAAAUCACCUGCAGAACUUACUUGCCCAACAUCAAAGUGAAGGAAUGCAGCUGGUUUAUAAACGACGGCAAAGUUUCAAAUGGAGAAAUCUAUCAGUUUUCUGUGGACGAGAAGCAAAGACAAUGUGUUAUUACUGUUAAAUUGGCGGCAACUGCCAAAAAUGGCAAAUGGAGAUGUCUGCUUCACCUGUCGGCUUCUAGUAGCAUUUCAGAAAUAAGUGCUUCCACCAAUGUGGCCAUUUUCGAGUUAACUCUGAGAGAAUUCGUUAUAACCAUUUGCGGUAUACCCAUUUUUUUGGCAAUGUCGCUCAUUAUUGCAGGGCUAAUAAUGAAAAAUCGGCGCCAAAUAAGUCCUGUGGAACCGCGAAAUUGUUUCGUUGCUUCAGCACCAGGGAUUUUGGAAGGAGGUUUAAAUGGCGAAAUGCCACCCCCGCCUUCGUAUGACACAGUUUUUGGCGACAGAAUGCUUACCGAUCAGCUCGCCCGACUAGAGUUUUCCGGGUUUCAGACUUGCACAGAAGGUCGUUCAUCUCUUCAAAAUAACGACGAACCAGGAAACUUUGAGCCAGCGUUCAAAAGUAGAUCAGCCCCUACUUUGGUUGUCGCAUAGAACAGUGUUUCGAAGAAUACAAGAUAACGCUGCCUAUGAAUUAAUGAAACUUAAAUAUUUACAUAUAAACGAGAUCUAGGUAAACUUGUAUUAUCCUUGGUUUGCCACGGAUGGUUUCAACUGAACAUGUACAUAUGGAAGUCGGGUUCGUCGGGAUUAACCUUCUUCUAAUAUU